UCAGGAGUAAUUAUACUCAAUAAUUACCACUAAUUACCAAUAAUGUCAGAUCAUAGUUCCUAUGGCAGCAUUUCACCAUAUCCAAGAUAACAAAUGUCAAGAUUAAUUAUACUCAACAAUUACCAAUGAUUUAAACUCAAACUCUAUGACAGGCUUUCAAAUAACAGCGUUAAUAACCGUGACAGAGAGCACCAGAAAAAUAGAGGACCCCGUCGGCGAGUUCAUUAGCGCCCAACGGAAACUUUCGAAAGAUAAAAUUCAAACUCGUUCGCGAAUCGACUGCGGGAGCAAUUCCGUUCCACCGGGACGGAAACGAUGAAAUCCCGCGGUUUCCUUGCGCACCGUCGCGCGAAGUUUUCCGCGCGGCGACGGGCCGCGACGUUGUCGUCGACGGUCACGCGAGUCCCCGUCGACCGGCCGAUCCAGAUUUCCCCGAUCGGCGGUCAGUGAAAAUGAACGGCUGCGGAAGAUAGCCGGGCAAAGGCGAAUGCUCAUCAUAUAAGGCACGCUGCUGGAGGGAGGUGUCAGUUGGAAAGUGCCAGCUCUCGCACGAGGAACGAGAAACGGAAGGUUUCGCUCGGCUAUCGAACAUGGGGCCGACGCUGCGCUCGUUGAUCCUCGUCGCGAUCGCGUUUUCCGGUUUGGCCGCACGGGGGAAAGAGAAAUCGGCGGCGGGGACGCCGUGUAUCGACGAUCACAAGUUCUAUCGGAAUCCGAACGCGCCGGCCCGCGAUGUCUGGUCGCCAGCCGAGUGCGCCAAGUAUUAUCUUUGCUUGGAGAACGAGGUGUUCGAGUUCCGGUGCUCGCAGGGGUUGCUGUUCGACGUGUCCAGGCAGAUAUGCGACUUCAAGGCGAACGUUGACAACUGCGACGUCACCUCCGAGACUCAGCCACCUAGGCCGCUCCUCGAGAAAGGUGAUUGCGAAGAGAAGCACUUUGCCUGCGGUGAUGGCACCUGCUUCCCAGCCGGCUACUUCUGCGACGGAAGCGUCGAUUGUCCUGACGGGUCGGACGAAGGCUGGUGCGACGUCCGGAACGAUCCAAACGGAGCGCCUCCCUGUGACCCAAAGAAAUGCCAGCUGCCGGAUUGCUGGUGUUCCGAGGACGGUACACUAAUUCCAGGCAACUUGACGGCGACGGCUGUCCCGCAGAUGAUAACGAUCACCUUCGACGACGCGGUCAAUGCAGAGAAUUUUGAGCUGUACUCUAAGAUAUUUUCGGAAGACAGGAAAAAUCCCAACGGGUGUCCGGCACGAGGGACUUUCUACAUCAGCCACCAGUACACCAAUUACAGGGACGUGCAAUAUUUGUGGAACGUCGGGCACGAGAUUGCGGCGCAUUCCGUCACGCACCGGGGACCUGAAGACUGGUGGGCCAAGAACGCGACUAUAGAGGACUGGUUCGACGAGAUGGUCGGCGUGGCGAAUAUCAUCAACAAGUUCGCUGCGGUCCGGCUGAAAGACAUCAAAGGUCUAAGAGCACCGUUCCUACGCGUCGGUUGGAACCGCCAAUUUUUAAUGAUGUCGGAAUUCGGGUUCGUGUACGACUCCUCGAUGCUGGCUCCUUUCUCUGAUCCGCCGUUGUGGCCGUACACGCUGGACCACAAGGCACCGCACGAUUGCGUGGGUACCGAGCAGCUUUGCCCAACUCGCGCGUAUCCAGGUCUCUGGGAACUACCAUUAAAUCAACUUUUGGCAGGUGAGUACAGUUGCACAAGGCUGGACUCGUGCACGUCGGAGCUGUCGCCGGAGGACGUUUACAAAAUUCUGAUGCUGAACUUCAAGAGGCAUUACCUUAGCAAUCGCGCACCGUUUGGGUUGCACCUUCACUCUUCGUGGUUUCAGAACUCCAUGUACUUUUACGCUUUCACGAAAUUCAUGGACGAUGUCCUCAAAUUGAACGACGUGUACUUUGUGACGAGUCAUCAAGUAAUCGAGUGGAUGCGCAGUCCAACACCGUUGAGCGAGAUCCAGAGGCUGUGGCAAUGCGGCUCGCGUCAACUCCAGGCGUACGAAGUCGCCUGCGAUUUACCUAGUAGUUGUAAAUUACCGAGCAGAGUGUUGAAGUCGUACCGGUACCUGCACACCUGUUUCGAGUGUCCCAAAGAGUAUCCAUGGUUAAGGAACGAGUUCGGUUUAGAGUGAGUCCCGCGGGGGCGUCCAGUUACAUUGCCAUGUUUAAAUUAUGCCUGUACUUUACGCGGGAGAAUGGAGUUAUUUAUUCGUAAAAGACUUGCACGCGUAUCUUCUAAGAAAAACAUAUCUAUUUACUGUAUAAGUUUACAUAGAUCACAUGUCAAAUAAAUUACGUCCAUUUCCAUUACAAAAAGUUUUCUGCCGUUGCGUUGUGUGGAUCCAAGUGUCCGCAAGAUUAUGUUCCUUUAAAUGCUAAAAACCUUAAUUAAUGGAGGAGUGGAUUCGAUUAACCUUCUUGCUGUAUGAAAGGGUUCUGAAUGGACUCCAUUCCAUCCACUGGACAAAUAAGUACCACAGACGUGCCCCUGCACACGACCAGACCUAACAUACGGGUGUCCUGAUUCAGCUUGUAGGG
Molecule: messenger RNA, 2550 nt
Organism: Nomia melanderi (Alkali bee)
Lineage: Eukaryota; Metazoa; Arthropoda; Insecta; Hymenoptera; Halictidae
Source: RefSeq, a predicted model, not a curated record